CUCGUCCUCUCAUCCGCCAUGCUUCCUCGUCAUUUGCGCAGAGCUGUGGUUACCCCAGCAGCCCCUGCUCAGAUACGCGCCAUGCUGCUCAACAGGCAGUCACUUCGGGCUGUACCGCUCGCGCUUCACCCAGCCGUUUCUGCCCGGACACAUGCCGCGGCAUUCCACUCCUCUGCCCGCCGUCAAAACGAGGCCCCGCGGUCGCCAUUCCAGACAUUCGUGGAUGUUCUCAAGGAUGAGCUGCGCAAGAACCGAGAGCUGCAGGACAACGUGAAGCAGCUCCAGGGAGACGUGGAGAAGUUCCAGGACUCUGAGGCCAUGAAGCGUGCACGCGAGGCGUAUGAGCGGGCCAGGUUGACAUCGAGCAUAAAAGAGAACCCUCGUUUGCGUGCAGCAGCCGAGGAACUCCGAAAGGCCGGCAUCAAGGUCGGUGACGCGGUCGGCGAAGCUCUUAAGACGAUGGAAGAGAGUGAACUCGCCCGCGCGAUAUCUCGCGCGUCAGCGGCCGUGUCAUCAACGCUCGAGAAGACCACAGAGCCAAUACGCAAUACCGCUGCGUACAAGACACUGUCAGAAACCAUCUCUGACGCCUUGGACGACAGCGGUACCGCGAAGCAUGCCGGGUUCGAAGAGAAGGAGGCGCGACGAAAGCGUCGUCAGCUGCGCCUUGAAAAGGCGGGCAAGAACAGCAUCGGUGGCAGCGCGCGUACGAAAGCAAAUCCUGAAGCCGGUCAGGCCCUUGUAGUACACGCGGACUCGCCACGACAAGAGCGCUGGGCGAAGAUGAAGGAGACGAACCCGCUUUUGCGCUCGCUUUCGGACCUGAAGGCACAGUACGACGAGAGCGAGCACCCGGUCGUGUCCUCGCUUCGAAGUGUGACACAGACGAUCGGCGGCUGGUUCGACGAGAACGAGAGCGCCCAAGUGCAGCGGCUGAUGAAGGCGCUGGACCCCACGUUCACAAUGGAGAGCUUCGAGCGCGAAUUACGAGAGUAUAUCGUGCCCGAGGUCGUCGAUGCAUACCUUAGCGCGGACCGCGAGGCCUUGCAGGCGUGGUGUGGCGAGGCGACAUACAACGUUCUCUGGGCGACCAUGGAGCAGUAUCUGAAGCAGGGCCUGAUCAGCGACAGCAAAGUUCUUGACAUCCGGCAAGUUGACGUCUCAACAGGCAAGAUUCUGGAGAACGAGGUCCCCGUGUUCGUGAUCACCUUUGCGACACAGGAGAUGCCCAUCUUCCGGAAUGUGAAGACCGGCGAGAUCGUCGUCGGCGCGGAGGACCGUGUCGAGCAGUGUCAUUACGCCGCCGUCAUCACCCGCGUUGAGGAGGACCUCGAUAACGAACUCACCGGUGGCUGGAAGAUCAUUGAGAUGGGACGCAGAUCGGCUCGCCAGUACCUCUAGUCCUUCAGCUGCCUGACCCCGCGAUGCUGCUAAUCUACCGCAUACAUUCGGUCCACGACCGAACCACUCAUUAACGACACCCCACCCCUCACACAUAAGUAUAGUUACAUAGUACACACUCGGGAUCUGCUCGCGAGCGCACGCUCGAGUAGAGAGAUCACGAUAAUUAAUGC
This is a messenger RNA of Trametes versicolor FP-101664 SS1, 1574 nucleotides long. RefSeq names its product mitochondria import inner membrane translocase TIM44 subunit. Lineage: Eukaryota; Fungi; Basidiomycota; Agaricomycetes; Polyporales; Polyporaceae. Gene Ontology annotation, cellular component: mitochondrial inner membrane. The transcript has 7 exons. The record is from RefSeq and is a predicted model, not a curated record. The coding region runs from base 82 to 1401 and encodes 439 amino acids. Gene Ontology annotation, molecular function: protein-folding chaperone binding. Gene Ontology annotation, biological process: protein import into mitochondrial matrix.